AUGACAUCACAGGAGGUACAUGACGCCACAAAUUCUGAGAUUAUUCGCGUCCAAUAUGAAGGAUUCGGUGAUCUAAUUAAAUUAGAUGGCAAAUCAUUUACAUUUGCCACUUUGAUUUGCGGUAAAGCAUAUCAAGAAGCAAGUAACUUAUUAAGAGAGGCUGGUAUAGAUGUACCAUCUUCACAAUACUUUUACAGGAUUCAAAAGGUGAUUCUCGAGAAAGCGAAGGAAUUAGCUGAAAAAAGUGUAAAAAAUCAUGCAUUGCAACUUGAGCCUGGAACUGUUAUCACCAUCGAUGCUCAUUUCUCGCAUGUUAGAAAUGCAGACGAGUGUGAGUUUGUAGCAAUGGGUCCUAAAGGUGACAUUGUGGCAAAAUUCGUAAUCGUUAGAUCUCGUAAAGGUAAAGCUGGAAAUUAUACUGGUGCCUCAUGCCAAAUGGAAUCUGUUGCCGCUGAUCAGGCUCUUCAAAUUUUGGAAGAUACGGUGGGAAAAGGUAUUAUUGACUUUUUUUGCCAUGAUAGGGAUAAUAAAUCCCGUAAUAUUGUUCAUAAGCAUUUUCCUGAUGCUGUUGAAUAUCAAGAUGGCUUCCAUUGCAAAAAGAAAUUCGAAUUGUGCUGGAAACGUCUUACUUCUAAUGAGUAUGCAAAAAGUGACAUGCCUAUCGUCGACUCAAAAAUUUUUCAUGGUAUCAAAAACAGACUCAAAAUAUUCUUUAAUACUUUAUUGGAUAAGCAUAUUUCCAAAGAACAGAAGCUAUUUUAUUGGCUCCACGCCGUAGAUCAUCUAAUUGGAAAUCAUUCACCAGAAUAUUGUUUACAUUCCACAAAAGAUGAAGAAAAAGAACAUUUUAUAUGGACAGCUGGACUUGA
Molecule: messenger RNA, 869 nt
Organism: Trichomonas vaginalis G3
Lineage: Eukaryota; Parabasalia; Trichomonadida; Trichomonadidae
Product: zebrafish ch211-108c17.2-related family
Exons: 1
Source: RefSeq, a predicted model, not a curated record